Messenger RNA from Oncorhynchus tshawytscha (Chinook salmon), 1526 nucleotides. Its product is annotated as homeobox protein Dlx4b. NCBI's taxonomy places the organism in Eukaryota, Metazoa, Chordata, Actinopteri, Salmoniformes, Salmonidae. Gene Ontology annotation, biological process: cell differentiation; negative regulation of transcription by RNA polymerase II; embryo development. The record is from RefSeq and is a predicted model, not a curated record. Gene Ontology annotation, molecular function: RNA polymerase II cis-regulatory region sequence-specific DNA binding; DNA-binding transcription factor activity, RNA polymerase II-specific. The transcript has 3 exons. The coding region runs from base 289 to 1044 and encodes 251 amino acids.
UGAUGGAAGGUAGUGGGUUUGAGGCACACCGGGUCUACAUGCAGGAGGUGUCUGGAGAAUAUUGUGAGGUGUAACCUACAAAUGAUGUGAAGAAGGAUUGCCUUUUAUUUCGUUUUUAUUUCGUUUCACAGAGCCCUGGAUAUAAAUUUUCUUCGUUUGGAAUACAUUUUUAAUACAGUCAAUGUUAUUGACUUGAUGUUGGAUCCAGUUAAACUUUUCUUCGCUAUCCGACAUUGCUCAAUGCAUUCCUCUUUAGACCGACGGUUUUAUGGACUUCUGUAUUAGCUAAUGAUGUCGAUGGGUUUCAUGCCUGAUCGUUUGAAUGCUUCAGACCCCUCCAAAUCUGCAUUUUUAGAGUUUGGGUACGAGCACCCUGCGCACCAGCAGCAUUCCCAAGGAAUCUCUCACAUCUACCCCGUUAAUGGCUUACAUUCUGCCGGACAUUCUCAACACGGUAGUCCCUUCUCUCCCAGCGCGUCCUCUUAUGGCCGCUCCCUGGGCUACGCCUACCCCAGCGCGGUGAACACUCAUCCCCCAAGUGCCUACAUGCCCUACCAGCACAACAAUCACAGUUUGGCGCACUCCAGAUUAGAGGAGACAGACCAUGAGAAGUCUACAGUGAUUGAGAAUGGGGAAAUUCGCCUGAAUGGUAAAGGAAAGAAAAUACGCAAACCUCGGACCAUCUACUCCAGUCUGCAGCUACAGGCGCUCCACCAGAGGUUUCAGCAGACACAAUACCUGGCCUUACCCGAGCGCGCGGAUUUGGCGGCAAAAUUAGGGCUGACCCAAACACAGGUGAAAAUAUGGUUUCAAAACAAGCGCUCGAAAUAUAAGAAAAUAAUGAAGCACGGCAGCGGACCGGAGGGUGAACAUCUCCACAGUACGUCAUCUAUCUCUCCCUGUUCACCCGGCAUGCCCCAACUUUGGGAGGUGUCAAUGGCAAACAAAGGGACCCCUAUGCACCCCAACAAUUACAUGAACAAUUUUGGUCACUGGUACCCAAACCAUCACCAGGAUCCUAUGUGCAGACCUCAAAUGUUAUGAGCGAACCAUCUUAACACAUUGCGCGGUGCUGUAAAACACCACACACACAGCCAUUUUGAACAUUUUAAAGGCCUAAAGGCCUAUAGGCUGCCUAUACCCAAACGCAAACGUGUUUCGUCUAUCAAGUUUGAAUUGUGUGUAUACGUGUGUUAAAUGGAAAUUGUAUUUUUUUUUUCUUUUAUUGCAGUGUAUGUUUUUGGAUGAAGAUUUGUUAUGUAGGCCUAUGGUUAUUUCGUAUGUGUCCACUUUACGCACUGUUCUUUAGAUUGGAACGGCUUUGGUGAGAAUUGUGCUGGCAGGUGGAAACAUGUGUAUGAUUUGAUUCCAGCAGGGUACAUGCACCUGAAUAUGUGUGUCGACUGGUUAUGACCGUUUUAUUGAUGUGAUUAACAGGAGUGCCCCAGUCCACGUUUGGAUCGCUAGUCUCAGCAAUUAUGAACUCAUUAUGCAUAAUAAAUGUCAGAUUUGUUUGAUAAAAACUG